Musa acuminata AAA Group (dessert banana) is the source of this 7376-nucleotide messenger RNA. RefSeq lists its product as uncharacterized. The record is from RefSeq and is a predicted model, not a curated record. Bases 320 to 5605 code for a protein of 1761 amino acids. The transcript has 12 exons. NCBI's taxonomy places the organism in Eukaryota, Viridiplantae, Streptophyta, Magnoliopsida, Zingiberales, Musaceae. Gene Ontology annotation, cellular component: membrane. Gene Ontology annotation, biological process: CAAX-box protein processing. Gene Ontology annotation, molecular function: short-chain carboxylesterase activity; monoacylglycerol lipase activity; metalloendopeptidase activity.
CUCCUCCCUGCGGUAUAUGCCAAAGGAAACACAGCCGCAAGAAUCGCAGUGGAGGGAGGAGCUCCGUCGAUUCAAUUGACCGUUAAAAAAGGAGCCGUUACGGAUAGGGAAGCCAUAGCGCAGAAAGAAAAGGGCAGUACUGUCAUUUUAUGCUGCCCUUCUCCUCCUCAUCUCCUCCACGUGCCGCCAUCUCCUACUCCCUUCCACUUCCCGCCCCUUUCCAGCCUCUUCUCGGCCGUCCUCGACCACCGUCCCUAUCUCGACUCCUACGGUUUUCUUGGAGCUCGCAAGAAACCCUAGCUGGGAAUUACGCAUCCGAAUGAUCCUCCGAUCGGUGCCCUCCCAAUUCGAUCUCCAAGCCGCGUUGCUCCGUCCCGAGAAUCCUCACCGGUCUCGCCGGAGCCCUCGGAUCCGGGAGGCGGUCCUCCCCCAUAACAAGCCGCGGGGGAGGCGGCGGCGGGUGGAGGUCCGCGUCCGGUCCUCGCUCGAUGGCUUCUUACAGGACCUCGUCGUUGCCUUCCCCUCCCUGACCUCCCUCGACCUCCUCUUCGCCCCUGCGAUCGGAUUUGCCGCUGGUGCCGCUUUUUAUUUCUCUUCUUUAAGGAGGGGAAAGCCGUCUGAUGUGGAUGCCGUGGUUGGAGAUUGGGUUCUGUUCACGAGCCCGACGCCGUUCAACCGGAGCGUCCUCCUCCGGUGCCCUUCGGUGUCAUUUGAGGAUGGUGGCGAGCUUUUAGAGGGAGUGAACGAGAGUCUUCUCAGGGACGAGCGGCACUACGUGAAUCUCAGCAGCGGAAAGAUCCCCUUUGCAAGGGACGAGGGAGAAGAGGGGCCUGAGGAGGAGAUAUCCUACCAGAGGGCCUGCGUGGGGACGGAUGAUGGAGGGGUUAUCUCAUUGGAUUGGCCCGAAAAUUUGGACUUGGGGAAGGAGCAUGGGUUGGACACGACAGUGCUCAUCGUGCCAGGGACUACUGAAGGGAGCAUGGAUAGAUACGUGAGAUAUUUCGUAUCUGAUGCCCUCCAGCAUGGUUAUUUCCCCAUUGUCAUGAAUCCAAGAGGUUGUGCUGGUUCCCCAUUGACUACACCAAGGUUAUUCACAGCUGCUGACAGUGAUGAUGUCUUCACAGCUCUCCAAUUCAUCAGCACAGUAAGACCCUGGACAACUGUGAUGGGUGUUGGCUGGGGUUAUGGUGCAAAUAUGCUGACGAAGUAUCUUGCUGAAGUAGGAGAGUCAACUGUCCUAACUGCUGCUGUUUGUGUAGAUAAUCCAUUUGACUUGGCUGAAGCCACAAGGUCAUUCCCUCAUCAUAUUGCUUUGGACCAAAAGCUCAUGAGUGGGUUGAUAGAUAUUCUGCAAGAUAACAAGGAACUCUUUCAAGGUAAAGCUAAAAAUUUUGAUGUUGGAAAAGCUUUGUCAACAAAAUCUGUUCGUGAUUUUGAUGGAGCUAUAUCAAUUAUUUCUCAUGGGCAUGAUACAAUUGAGGACUUCUAUUCAAAGACCAGUACAAGACAGUCAAUACAGAGUCUUAAGAUUCCUGUCCUUUUUAUACAGAGUGAUGAUGGGACUGUGCCAACUUACUCUAUUCCACGCAGUUCAAUAGCAGAAAAUCCAUUUACAAGCCUGCUUCUUUGUUCUUACUUGCCUUCAUCUUUUAUGGCAACAAGGCAUUCUGCCAUUUUUUGGUGCCAACAUCUUGCUAUUGAGUGGAUAUCAGCAGUGGAGUUUACACUUCUGAAGGGUCGUCAUCCUCUUUUAAAAGAUGCUGAUGUCACCAUCAAUCCUUCAAAAGGUUUGGCAUUUAUUGAUGAGAGAGCACCAGAGCAGAAUAUUUCCAAUGGUGUUGAAGGGAGAUACAAUUCUUCCCCUUUGCAUUUAAGCCAUAAGAUUGUAGAUGGGUAUAUAAAUAGGAAGCUUACCCAGCCAAACUCUGUAAAUGGAUUGCUUGAUGAUCCAGCUAAUAGUGUGCUUAAGCAAACUGAUGCUGCAGCUCAAGGUAAAGUUAAUGGUAAUGUGGAUUCAAGAAGUGAGGUACAGCAGAUAGAGAGUGAAGAUGAUGAUGGAACAAAGCAUAUCAAUGCCAUUGAUUUCCAGAAUAGUAGUGCAGAUACUGAGAUGGAUGAAGAAGAAAACAAAGUUUUACAAACUGCAGCUGUUGUCAUGAAUAUGCUUGAUGUUACAAUGCCUGGCGCUCUUGAUGAUGAACAGAAGGAAAAGGUUCUUUCCGCUGUUGGGCAAGGAGAAAACCUGGUGAGAGCUCUUCAAGGAGCUGUGCCAGAAGAUGUACGUGGAAAGCUCACAACUGCUGUUACUGAAAUUAUGCAAACUCAAGGGAAAAACUUGAAUCUUGAAGGACUCAAUAGGAUUGGUUGGAUUCCUAAUGUUACGUCAAAGGUAAAUUCAAGGAUCCAAGAUACAGUGAAGAUCUCAGUGAAUGAGAAUGGCAAUGAUGAGAACAAUUCAGGUGUGGGUCAUGAGGGGAGGGUGCAAGGUGAUCUAGAACAGUUAAAUUCGGUCAAUAUCAGCAUUUCAGAAAAUGUUGAACCCUCUGAACAGAGAACUUCUCAGUCUCCUGGACUUACUGAUGAUGGAUGUGAACCAAGCCAGGGUAAUAGUACGGAGAGGGUUGAUCAUGUGAUAGAUGAAACUGGUGGUGAGAAGCACAAGUUCAGUCAAAGACUUGGAAUUGCUGAUAAGCACACUGAAGAUGAUAAUUUUCUUAAUGAUGCAAGUUAUAUCCAUUACAGUGAAGAAAAGAGUACAGACCAUAACAAAGAACAAAAUAUGCCAAUUUCUAUAUCUAAUUCUGAGGAGUCACUUUCAUCAAGUGUGUCAGUAUCAGAUCACCAGGUUGUGCAGAAAGAAUGCUAUGAAUUUCAGAAGAACGAAGACAAAGUUAAUCAGGAAUUGCAUCAAAAUUCACAUAGUUCCACAACAUCAAAUGAAGCUUUACAAUGCUCUUCUAAGCCCCCUUCACUCAGUGUCACUCAAGCAUUAGAUGCCUUGACCGGAUUUGAUGAUUCUACACAGAUGGCAGUUAACAGUGUGUUUGGGGUUUUAGAAAACAUGAUUGACCAGUUAGAGAAAAGUAACAAUGAAGGGGAUGAUGAUGAAGUGAAGAAAAGUAAGGAUGAGAUAUCUCAAAUUCUAUCGCCUGACCUUCCCACCGUCAAUGGAGACGAUUAUAAAAGGACAGAGCAGAGAAGCAAUCGAUCAAGUAAAAUAUCAAAUAUAAAUCUGUCACCUAGGCAUCCUGAUAAUUAUGUAAAUAAGGAAGACAUUCAACCUGAUAACACUGUGGAAGAUAAAUUGGGUUCGAAUUGUAUUGCUAAUAGCCUUGAAUCAUCCACAGAAACUAGGACUGGAGGGUCCGAAUUAAAUACUUUAGGACUUAAUCCCUCAAACAAUAUUGGUAAAGUUGGCCCUUUACAAAAUUAUUCUCUAGACAAAGCUAUUGACCCUUAUUAUUGGGGCUCACCAUAUGAAGCAUAUCUCCAGAGGUAUAUUUCUUCUUGGUUCCCAAGAUCAAAAUCAUCUGAUUUGGAUUCAACUACUGAUUUAUUCCUUGACCCAGAAAAGGGUCAGUGGAAAAUGCUAGAUCAAGCAGGAAGUUUCAGUGGUAACAUAGAAGAAGGCUGGCAAAAUCAGAUUAUCAAUGGAGACACCGAAAAUCAGCAUCAGUCAUCAACGCAAAGUGACGCAGAUAGUAUUAUCGAGACAUCAUAUGCGAUUUUAGAUUCAGAACUUCCAGAAAUUGAACAACAAUUAACUGAAACUUUUGAUACUAAGGGUGGUUGGGAUACAAAAGAAGAGGAAAUGCUGUGCUUAAUUAGGAACAAUUUACUUGAUUCUCUGAAGGUUGAAGUUGAUCGUAGAUUGAGCACUUCCAAUUUGAAGGAAUUGGAAGGGGAUCUUGUAGAUGAUAUGAAACAAGUUGCUGAUGCAGUAACUAAAGCAAUCGUUCUAGACAAUCAUUUAGACUUGAAGUCGCUUUCAGAGGAUAGCGACCUAGAAAUGGUAAAUGGUACACUAGAUGGAGAACACACUGUCAAAAUAAUAUCUUCUGCAAUUGAGGAAACCAGAUAUUUGAAGAAGGUCCUUCCACUUGGUUUAAUUGUUGGUUCACUCUUGGCAUCUUUGAGAAAGUACUUCAAGAUUGCUGCUUUACAUUAUGUAGACCAAAACAAAGAUAUUGAGAAAUCUGGAAAUAUUCAGGAGAAACAUUCUGAGGAGGAGGUUUACACCAGGAAUGAACAUCUUGAUGAUGAGAAAAUUCAAGUUUACAAUGAUUUAACUGGUGUGGAUAAAAACUCUGCCACUACUAAUUACAGUAAAGAUGUAGUCAUGGUUAGAGCAGUUACCGCCGCCUUAGGUGCAACUGCAUUAUUAGCACACCAUCAGCAAAAGGACACUUACAAAAGCAGUCAAGUAAUGGAAGUUCCUUCAAGUGUAACUAACAUAGAAGGGUCUCAAAAUGAGGAGCAGACUAAGUCUGAGGAGGCAACCCAAGAGAAGAAUCCAAUUACUAUUGUGAGCAGUCUAGCUGAGAAAGCAAUGUCUGUUGCUGGACCUGUAGUACCGACCAAGGAUGAUGGGGAAGUGGAUCAGGAGAGACUGGUCGCUGUUCUAGCAGAAUUAGGACAGAAGGGUGGAUUGUUGAGAUUAGUUGGUAAAGUUGCUUUGCUCUGGGGUGGUUUACGUGGUGCUAUGAGCUUGACUGACAGGCUCAUCUCAUUUUUGCAUAUUGCUGAGCGUCCACUGUUUCAGAGGGUUAUUUGGUUCGGCUGCAUGGUUCUUGUCUUAUGGUCUCCAGUGGUGAUUCCCCUACUCCCAACACUAGUACAAAGUUGGACAAUGAGGACAUCAAAUAAAAUUGCUGAAUAUGCAUGUGUUUUGGGACUCCAUGUUUCUAGUAUGAUCCUUGUUGUACUUUGGGGUAAAAGAAUACGAGGCUAUGACAAUCCCCUUGAACAAUAUGGACUGGAUCUCAGAGAACCCAGGGUCCUUGGUUUUGUUAAAGGUUUGAUUGGAGGAAUGGCAAUCGUCAUGUUUGUACAUUCUAUCAAUGGAUUACUAGGAUAUGCAAGCCUCUCCUGGCCAUCGGGUUCCACUUCGUUGUCUCUAAAAUCAUUCAUCAACAUGCUACUACUAGGUGUUCGAGGGAUUAUUACAGCAACAGGUGCUGCUCUAGCUGAGGAGUUGUUGUUUAGGUCAUGGCUUCUUGAGGAAGUUGCAGUAGAACUCGGAUACUACCGUGCCAUUAUGAUAUCUGGAGUUGCAUUUUCUCUAAUUCACAGGUCCCUACCUUCAAUACCUGGAUUUUUGCUAUUAUCUUUGGCACUUUUUGGAAUUAAGCAGAGAUCAAAUGAUAAAAUCUAUGUCCCAAUUGGAGUACGUUCUGGGAUAAUGAUCACCAAUUUUACCUUGCAAACUGGUGGCUUCAUCAGAUAUGAGUGUGGCACUCCUUCCUGGUUAAUUAAUACUCAUCCUCUGCAUCCAUUUGACGGUGUUGUUGGACUAAGUGUAUGUGUUCUGUUAGCCAUUCUUUUCUUUCCAAGGCAACCUCAGCAAGCGAAAUGUUCAAAGGAUAUUCAAGAACAGAAUGGAUGAACAUGGUAGACAUUUAGAGAGAUUUGCUGUUGGUCACUAGUUGCAUAAAUGCACAAAGCAUGGAAGAAUACAGUAAGGGUGAAAAUCUUGCUACUUUUAUAGAAAUGGAAUAUAAACAAUUGUACAGCAACAGAAGGCUGUUGGUAAUGCUGUAAAGAUGUUAAAAAUGUUGCAACCUCUUCAGAAAUUAUUAGGGCAACAGAAGAGGUUUGGUUAUACCCUGCUUGGGCUGCUUGUGGAACAGGGGAAUCAAAAUGAUAAAUGUUUUUACCUCCAUUACUAACAAAUAAGGUCGUGAUGCACCAUAUUUUUUUCAGCUUAACAGUACAGUUUUGUGGAAAGCAGUUCUGUAAGAGAUUGAUGUUAGAUCAUAGACAUACACGAUUGGGAAAGAAUUGCGAAGGUGGUAAGCCUCAGUAAAUCUUGUUCUGUUCUGCCUUCAUCGUUACUUUUUACAUACAAUAACUGCACAAACGUGCUGUACUUUUUUGAAUAGUGAGUCCCUUCACUCUAGAGAAAGAUAUGAUUCAUCAGAUUUGGGAAGACAAAGAUAUAUGAAAAUGGUUUUCCUUUGUGUUUUAAGCUACUAAUAUAAAACAAUUAUUGUAAAGUUGUGAAGUAUAUGUACAGAUUUGAUUACUUGAUAUGUUACAAUAAAAGGUGGCAGAAGUUUCUUUGUGAGCUACUACUAUGGAAAAAAAAGAAAAAAUGGAAGUAAUAGCAUCCAGAAAGUUUUGUUGGUUGAUAUGGUACAAUGAUUUUUGAAUAAUUGAUUUGCCAUGUUGAGAUUGCUUGGAAACAGUAGUCUAAUGAGCUUAGAGAUGUUUACCAGUAUCUCAUCAUUAAUAUGGCAUUCAUACGCACACCGCCAUCAAGGGAGUUAGCUGAAGCUAGAAGAAGCAGCCAAUAGAGAAAGUUCAUUAAGGGUGAGAACUUGCAGUCACACUAUAUGACUUUGUAACUUUCUGCCUUGCCAUCAGUGUAGCAUGGGAGAUUGAUAAGAUCUUUCCUUGAAUCUGAGUUGGAACUUAGACUUGUUGAUGCAGGACACAGGAGAUAGGUCUGCAAAACCCUAUAUGGCAGAGGUGGAAUUUCUUAUUUAAACCGAUGUACAGAAAGUGCAUAUGCCAUGAAGCAGCAGCUAUUACAGGCUGAAGGAGAAUAAUGCAUCAAUCAGUCAGUGAAGCAGAGACGAUGCUCGCUUGUAGAUGCACAAGUGGGAUUUAUUAGUGGAAGUCAGUAUAUCUUACUGAAGUUUCUUAAACACUACAAGGCCGCCAUUGUUGCACAAUCUUUUUGAAACUGUUAACUAAAAGCUUAGUUUUAGUUUGAGCUGGAUUUAAUGAAUCAAUGAGCUUUGAUGAUUACAAAGAUCUUGUAUGGGUGUGUCAAUGUCUUUAGAGACUUGGGAGGUAUUGCUGAAGUUGGACAUGUCAUCCUUUCCGGUGUCUCGGGGAGUAGAAGAGGUGGUGAAAUGGUGCACCACCAAUUUGGUCCAAUGAACUGUCUUCACAUGCUGGCCAUUUGAUCCAAUCAGAAGCUGGAUUAGAAUUCUCCUUCCUUGGUCAUUGAAUAUGAAAAAUGUUACUCAGGUCGAAAUGCAUAAAUGGCAUCAUUACUCUCACCUAUCUAAAUUCAGAAGUUGAUAGAUUGAGAUCUCCAUUUAUUUUUUUUGUAUGACUGAUGAUAUUGAUGUCUCCUCAUGGAGUUAUCAUUCAUGUGAACAAUGUGAUCUCUGCUAAUUCAUAGAAAUAAAGCCUGUAGUUGACAA